This is a messenger RNA of Triticum aestivum (bread wheat), 939 nucleotides long. RefSeq lists its product as uncharacterized. Lineage: Eukaryota; Viridiplantae; Streptophyta; Magnoliopsida; Poales; Poaceae. The record is from RefSeq and is a predicted model, not a curated record. Bases 311 to 910 code for a protein of 199 amino acids. The transcript is spliced from 6 exons.
UAGCAGGAGUCGUGGGCACUUGGGUGUAGCACAGCGCGUGGAAUCGGGUAAAGCAAUUUAAUUUCGUUACCAUACAUAUGGCUAGCAUUUUUACCGUGACUAGAGAAAAGUGUUGCGGGGCGAAGGUUGGGUGCGCUGCAGUGGUAACAGAAAUUAAACCUAUUACCAUAUAUAUAUAGGUUGCCGUGCUGGUUGUUGCACUUUUCCUUCAUUUUUGUUUUCCUAUGCACUUAAUAUUAUUGUGAGAAACAUAGACCUAGGUCACUUGAAUAAAUGGUUGUUGUAUCAAGCACCACGUGUUGAUGUUGAAAUGAAGGAUGGUGCAUUGGAACGCCAAAUCAUGGAAGCGCCUAAGUCAGGUGGCGUCACUGAGAAUAGCAAUGAUCAGAUUCUUGAUUCCGUGCUAAAGAUUAAGAAAAUACGGGAUUCUAUUCUUCGUAAGGAAUUCAUACUUCAAGACGGAAGUGCUCAAUGUGAUAUGGACAUUCAGAAAAUUAAGACUGAAGAGAAGAUGACAGCAGAAGUGUUGUCAAUAAUGGAGAAAUAUAAGGAACCUAGCUCAAAUAUAAUGAAAGUUGUCAAUCUAACUUUCUUUGGCGAUGAUGGCAAAACCAAGAGCACUAAGACGAUGGAGUUGAACUUGAAGGAGGCACUCGCCCAACGUGAUAAAUGCAUGGAGCUUGAUGAGAUCUGCUGUGAUUGCGAUUGGAUGGCCCCUAGAUACACAGUAGUACCUUCGCUAGCAGAUGGAAUGCACGUCGGCGAAGUACGUUUGACAUGCCCUGAUUUUGAGAUGAGCAUCACCGGCGAUCCUCGUCCGACCCCACAUGAUGCAAGGUGCUCCGCAGCUGCCAAUAUGAUAUUGGAGCUUGGCAAGAAGGCGGGGGGAAAAGAACAACAUGAUAGCUGAUGCAAAGUUGCUAGCUGGGACUAGUAAGG